Salvia miltiorrhiza (redroot sage) is the source of this 1845-nucleotide messenger RNA. RefSeq lists its product as uncharacterized. The record is from RefSeq and is a predicted model, not a curated record. The transcript is spliced from 2 exons. The coding region runs from base 889 to 1437 and encodes 182 amino acids. NCBI's taxonomy places the organism in Eukaryota, Viridiplantae, Streptophyta, Magnoliopsida, Lamiales, Lamiaceae.
AAAUACUGCCCACUACCCCAAGGACUCGGUCGAUUUUUGAAGAAAGUCUUUGUUCAUUCAUGCGUCUCAGAUAAAAUCACAGAGAGAGAGAGAGAGAGAGAGGGAGGGAGAAGGAGCUCAGAUAGAAGAGAGGAGAGGGAGAGGGAGAGUGAGCGGGAGCCAGGAAAAGGGUUCAUUCGCAACUCUAAAAACCAUGGAUUUCUUUGAUAGAUAGCUAAAAUCUUCUGCCCGUUUGGCAUUUCAAUCCAAUUCUGUUCUUCCCCGUUCUUCUGAUUAUCUGGGUCACUAUUGUCCCUGAAAUCUUCGGAUUUUUCGGUGAUUUAUCUAUCCAUUUUUUGCUCCGGUGAUUUUAUCGUUUCGAUUUUACCUGGAAAACUUCAUUAAGUUGCAAUCUCGAUGAGUUGGCACAGAAGGGUCUAUCCUCAAUUAUCUUCUUCAAUUGUUAUCUGAAUUUCUCCCCUAAAGAACUUGCUUUUGGGGAUAACCGUUGGUGAAUUAUUUGUCAUCUGAGACUGAUCGUUUUUUUAUGUAUCGGUUAGUUAGUUACCUCUUCGAGAAUGAUGGCAUGUUCUCGAACUGAAUUGGACUAUUCAAAAUUUUGGUGCAGAUGAGUAUUUGAAUGGGCUAUUGUUCAAUAAUUUGAUUCCACUUUAGCACAAUCAAAUCAGAUCAUCACAGGCUUUGACAUUUUUUUCAUCUAGAGUUUGUGGUUGGUUGCUGUUGGAUUGUAUAUCUUUAGGCGGUUUGAUUGGGUUUCAUUUGAUAUUCUACUCAGAUUUUUGUUGUGAAGUGUGAAAUUGCUAUCAUUCUUGGACCUCAAAUUCAAUUUAUUGAUAUGUGCAAUAGUUAAGCAUUUUUUUUGUCUCUUGAGGAAGAAGAGGACAAGCCAUGGCUCUUUCCUUCCCUAGAUUUUCAUGGUUGUGGUUGGGUGGGAAAGAGAAAGAGCAGAAUGGAUCAUUGAUGAAUCCAAUAAAUUCUUUGGGAGAUUGGGGCUUAGGAUUGAGAGGCGAGGGGGAAAGUUUGAAGAUUAAUUCAAUGAAGGAGGGUGAUCGAAGAGUGCCCUCUUCGAGCUCGAAUAGGAAGGUGAAGAGGAAAUGGAAGAGUAGGGAAGAGAGGAGCAGGACAAUGGAUAAAGAAUAUGAUGUUGUUUUGGUGCCUUCUGAUGGGGUUUGCUUAUCAGGGUCUGAAUCCGAUGACUCAGACUGGUCGAUCGGGUGGCUGGAGCCCCACGCCCCUGAUUUCCAGAGUGAUGAUGAGGCUGAUGACAGUUUUGCUGUUUUGGUCCCUUGCUAUAGGCAUGACUUUAGGAAAGUAAAGGAGAAUGAAGAGGAGCCGAGUAAUCUGUUCUUGAAUGCUGUUAGGAACCUUCCUGUUCAUUACUCUGCUGAUGGCACAAAGUACAUGGAGAAAUGGCUCUCCUCUCUCCAGAAUUUUUGAAGUCACAACAUGGCUCAGAUGUGCUAAUUUGCCUUUGUUGAAGGGAAGCAUCAACUUCUUAGCUUAGAACAUAAUGAGGAGAGGCGUUGGAGACGAACUUGUUUGAGAUGCGGAGUUCAAAAAUAAGAGCAAUCACGCUCAUCAUUGCCACAGGUCUUUAGAAGAUACACACGAGUCAUGGUACAGUUUUGAGGUUAUACAUCCGCAUAACUGUCGUAUCUGCCAUGGCCUCGAGGAACUUCUAACGUAUAUUUGCUUGAUAUGUGUAGUGUAAAUACUGCAAUCGCGAGUAUUGUGUAAAAUGUUCAUAUUUUCGACUUCUUGCACUAAACAAGUUCUGGCUGCCCCUGGACUUUUGAACUAAUGUAACACAUCUGUAUAUAUAAUGGUUUUCACUUCUAUUUCCCA